AAAUACAAAGCUCACUGGCGAACCCUCCGUUAUCCCCUUGGCUUCCCUCCCCCCGCUCGCUCGCAAGGCUCACUAGCUCUCUCGUCUCCCCGCCGCCGCCAUGGUCGCGCUCGCCUCCCUCUCGUCUCUAUGCCCCUGCGGCCUCGCUCGCCGACGUUCCGCCUCCGCCUCCGCCUCCACCUCUACCUCCAUCUCAUGCUGCGCGGUCGCAACUCCUCCCUCCGGCAAAGGGUCUCACGAAUCUAGAAUACCCCGUAGAAGGUUUAGGAGAACCGAGGGUGCCACUAAGAGCAUGGAAGAUUCAGUCAAGCGAAAGUUGGAGCAGUUUUACGAAGGGUUGGAUGGUCCGCCCCUCCGAGUCCUCCCGAUAGGUGGUCUUGGGGAAAUCGGCAUGAACUGCAUGCUCGUGGGGAACUAUGACCGCUAUAUUCUGAUUGAUGCAGGGGUUAUGUUUCCAGACUAUGAUGAAUUUGGGGUGCAAAAGAUUAUCCCAGACACAACAUUUAUCAAGAAAUGGAGCCACAAAAUUGAAGCAGUUAUUAUAACACAUGGCCAUGAAGAUCACAUUGGUGCGUUGCCUUGGGUUAUCCCAGCACUUGAUUCGAACACACCGAUUUUUGCAUCGUCUUUUACUAUGGAGCUCAUAAAGAAGCGCUUGAAGGAGUUUGGGAUUUUCCUCUCAUCCAGGCUUAAGAGUUUUAGAGUUAGAAAUAGAUUUCAGGCUGGACCAUUUGAAGUGGAACCUAUCCGUGUAACUCAUUCAAUUCCGGACUGCUGUGGCCUAGUGCUUCGCUGUGGUGAUGGUACAAUUUUCCAUACCGGUGACUGGAAAAUCGAUGAAUCACCAGUAGAUGGAAAAAUAUUUGAUCGAGAAGCAUUGGAGGAGCUCUCCAAAGAAGGCGUUACUCUGAUGAUGAGCGACUCAACGAAUAUCCUAUCCCCUGGAAGAUCCACCAGCGAAUCUGUUGUUGCUAGUUCGUUGUUGCGUCAUAUUUCAGAAGCAAAAGGAAGAGUAAUUACAACACAAUUUGCUUCAAAUAUACAUCGUAUUGGGAGCAUCAAAGCUGCUGCAGACUUAACUGGUCGAAGACUGGCAUUUGUUGGAAUGUCACUCAGGACAUACCUUGAGGCUGCUUUCAGGGAUGGAAAGGCACCGCUAGAUCCAUCAACCUUGGUUAAGGCAGAGGACAUGGAUGCAUAUGACCCUAAAAGUCUUUUAGUCGUUACUACAGGUUCACAAGCAGAGCCACGUGCAGCUCUGAAUCUUGCUUCUUAUGGGGGAAGUCAUGCUCUUAAACUAUCCAAAGAGGACGUCCUUUUGUAUUCAGCUAAGGUUAUUCCUGGAAAUGAGUCUCGGGUAAUGAAAAUGUUAAAUCGCCUGACUGAUCUUGGCCCAAAAAUUAUUAUGGGUAAAGACUCUGGCCUCCAUACCUCUGGGCAUGCCUAUCAUGAUGAGCUGGAAGAAGUUCUACAAAUCGUUAAACCGCAGCAUUUCUUGCCUGUUCAUGGGGAACUCCUGUUUCUCAAAGAACAUGAAUUGCUUGGAAGAUCAACUGGCAUACGACAUACUACUGUAAUUAAAAAUGGGGAGAUGCUCGGUGUGUCUCAUCUAAGAAACAGAAAGGUUUUGUCCAAUGGGUUUGUUGCAUUAGGAAAGCAAGAAUUUAAGCUAAUGUAUAGUGAUGGCGAUAAGGCUUUUGGAACGUCCACUGAUCUCUGCAUUGAUGAGAGAUUAAGAAUUGCAUCUGAUGGCAUUAUUUUCGUCAGCAUGGAGAUCUUCCGACCUCAGAAGGAACUUGCUUCACCACAGUCAGGCUUGAAAGGGAAAUUUAAAAUAACAACACGGUGUCUAUGGCUUGAUAAUGGAAGACUACUCGAUGCACUUUACAAGGCUGCACAUGCUGCACUAUCAAGUUGUCCUUUGAAUUGCCCACUUAGUCACAUGGAGAGGAUGGUAUCUGAAAUCUUAAGGAAAAUGGUAAGGAAGUACAGUGGGAAGAGGCCUGACGUCAUUGUGGUUGCUUCCGAGAACACCACGAUAGGUUUCACAGAAGAGGUAACAAAUAAAUCACCCGGGAAGUUUGGGCCUUUCUCAGCUACUAGGCAUCUUAGCAGGAGUCCAGAUAGGAGUCUUGAAGAUAGUGAUAAAACACGGCUAGAUAACCCGGAGGGGGAAGCUGCAGAUAGCACUCCUGAGGUCAUGAGAACAACAUCUGACGAUGUAACCACUAGCACCAAUGGUGAAUCAUUCUUCUCUUCAGAUUUGCAUCAGCCUAAAGCACUGGAUCAUUUUUGGGAGUCAUUCAAAUCCCCUACUGCAGUAAAAAUCGCAAGAAUUGUCAAUGCCUCAGCUCAAGGGAACAAACCAAAGCUCGGCAAGAUCAGCAUAAUUGAUAAGGACUCCAGCAUGUCGGUUCCUGCUCCAGCUAAAUCUCCGAGAAAAAACAAGUGGAAGCCUGAGGAAAUUAAGAGCUUAAUACAGCUGCGUGGUGAAAUGAAUGAGAAAUUCCAAACAGUGAAAGGAAGGAUGGUUCUGUGGGAAGAGAUAUCUGCCAGCAUGUUGAACCAGGGGAUAACUCGUACACCGGCGCAGUGCAAAUCUCUCUGGACAUCAUUGGUUCAAAAAUAUGAGGAGAGCAAGAAGGAUGGAGAAGGCAUGAAGACAUGGCCGUAUUUCUCCGCUAUGGAUAGUUUUCUGUCAUGCGAAGGGGAAAUGGCAACCAAAUGAAACACAGUUCCGUAGCAGUUGGGAGGUCAGGAUAUUGUAGCGUAGCUCGUGAAUAAGCCUCUCCAUGAAGUAAAUCGGUAUUACACCAUUCUUUGCAAUUGCAUCAGGAUGAGACGCCUGUAGUAGUUAAGACAUAGUACUACUAGGUUUACCAAUCCACCAUGGGUUUAUUAGCUUGUGUGAGCAGAAACUAGAUUUAGUAAUUGCUUAGUCAAAUCUGUUGGAACAUUGUUUUCUGUGUAACUAACAAGGCCUUUAACUAGUAACUCUCAGAACAAGAGUGAACUUAAA
Brachypodium distachyon (stiff brome) is the source of this 3019-nucleotide messenger RNA. Its product is annotated as ribonuclease J. The record is from RefSeq and is a predicted model, not a curated record. NCBI's taxonomy places the organism in Eukaryota, Viridiplantae, Streptophyta, Magnoliopsida, Poales, Poaceae. Bases 101 to 2728 code for a protein of 875 amino acids. The transcript has 17 exons.